AUAAUUUAAUGGGGGCAGAGACGGCAGCGAGGGGGAGAGCGAGAGCGAGCGAGGGGGGGCAGAGAGAGAGAGGAGAGGGAGAAACAGCCCCGUCCGGGGACUGGCGCUCACACGCACACAGACGCGCACACACCUCUCCCUGUGCCACCCAGCAACCACCGGCCUCGCCACAACAACAGCAGCCACGGCCGCCCUCUAGCCCGCCCGGGGACCGAGCCGAGAGCCGGGGCGACUCCCGAGGACGCUUCCCACCCCGCUCUCGCAUUUUGGGAAACUCCUCCUCAGUUUUGUUGGGGUUCCUGCGUUUCUUCCCCCCGCCCCCCCCCCCAAGUCCCAGUGCCAUUGUGGUGCUCCUUGUUUACCUCGGACUCUGGCCGAGUGAGAGCGUGGCGACUUUUUUGGGGGGGAGGAGGGGGCGGGGAGUGUGUCGCUGCUGAGGCGGUGGAGGUGGCUGGGGGUGCCUUCUAAUUCCUUCCCCUCUCUCCUGCCCCCCCCCCCAAACCCUCUCUCUCUCUCUCUCCCCUGCACUCACUCGGCUCCCCAGACGCUCGCAGCCCCGCGUCCAUGGGCAGGGAGAGGGUCCUCGGGGCUGUCGUCAGCGAGGGCCGAAUCAAAAGUGGCGUUUUAGUGCCUUUCCGGGCUUUUUUCGCGAGCUCCUGCCCCCCACCCUCGCUGUCCCCCGGUAGAUGCCCCCGGUGAGGGUGCGAGGCGGUGGGAAGAAAGUUUAAGGUUUGUUCCUAUCAGUCGCAAUUGCUGGGGAGGGCGGCGGGGGCGAGGGGAGGGGAGGCGCGGUGGCCUCCCCCUCGCCGCGUUCUCCGGGGUCAGCGGGGAACGGGCUUGCGAGUGACAGCCCGAGUGGACUUUGUGGCCUCGCACCGCGAACCCUGCGCGAGCCGAGGGAAGGGGCACCGCGAGGGGACCUCCUUCCCCUUCCCGGAGACCUGGUCCGCAGUGAAUUUUUCCUCCUCUUUUUAAAAGAAUCCUCAGCCGCCAACCUCGCCUCCCCAGCUCCACCACAGUGCGCAGGGUUUGCUUUGUUUUUACGAUUCUUCCCCCCAACGAAUCACUUGUCAGAUCAAUUUUAUCUUCGCCCUCCUCCCUACUUCCCACUCUCCCCUCCUCCCCCUUCGAAAACCCCGUUCUCUGAGGUUAGACAUUUUACAAACCAUAUAUGUUGUUUUUCGAAUUGUGAUUUUUUUUUUUUAACACUCUCCCCCUCCACCCCCCAUGGCUACUCUUCUAGGCCUUUAUUUCUGCCCUUCCCCCGCUUAGGGGGGCGGGGGUAGGGGAAGAGAAAAUAAUACAAUUUCAGGGGAAGUCGCCUUCAGGUCUGCUGUUUUUUUUUUUUUAAUUAAAAAAAAAAAAAAAAAAAAAAGGACAGAAAACAUCAGUCUUGAACUUCUCUUCAAGAACCCGGGCUGCAAAGGAAAUCUCCUUUGUUUUUGUUAUUUAUAUGCUGUCAAGUUUUGAAGUGGUGAUCUUUAGAGAGUAACUGAGUAUGGAUCAUUUGAACGAGGCAACUCAGGGGAAAGAACAUUCAGAAAUGUCUAACAAUGUGAGCGAUACGAAGGGUCCACCAGCCAAGAUUGCCCGCCUGGAGCAGAACGGGAGCCCACUGGGAAGAGGAAGGCUUGGGAGUACAGGUGGAAAAAUGCAGGGAGUGCCUUUAAAACACUCGGGCCAUCUGAUGAAAACCAACCUUAGGAAAGGAACCAUGCUACCGGUGUUUUGCGUGGUGGAACAUUAUGAAAACGCCAUUGAAUACGAUUGCAAGGAGGAGCAUGCGGAAUUUGUGUUGGUGAGAAAGGACAUGCUUUUCAACCAGCUGAUAGAAAUGGCACUGCUGUCUCUGGGUUACUCGCACAGCUCUGCUGCCCAGGCCAAAGGGCUAAUCCAGGUUGGAAAGUGGAAUCCAGUUCCACUGUCUUAUGUGACAGAUGCCCCUGAUGCUACGGUAGCGGAUAUGCUUCAAGAUGUGUAUCAUGUGGUCACGUUGAAAAUUCAGUUACACAGUUGCCCCAAACUCGAAGACUUGCCUCCUGAACAAUGGUCGCACACCACAGUGAGGAAUGCUCUGAAGGACCUCCUGAAAGAUAUGAAUCAGAGUUCGCUGGCCAAGGAGUGCCCCCUUUCACAGAGUAUGAUUUCUUCCAUUGUGAACAGCACUUACUAUGCAAAUGUCUCGGCAGCAAAAUGUCAAGAAUUUGGAAGGUGGUACAAACAUUUCAAGAAGACAAAAGAUAUGAUGGUCGAAAUGGAUAGUCUUUCUGAACUCUCCCAGCAAGGUGCCAACCAUGUCAACUUCGGCCAGCAGCCGGUCCCAGGGAACACGGCCGAGCAGCCUCCAUCCCCUGCGCAGCUCUCCCACGGCGGCCAGCCUUCUGUCCGGACCCCUCUUCCGAAUCUGCAUCCUGGGCUUGUGUCAACGCCCAUCAGUCCUCAAUUGGUCAACCAGCAGCUGGUGAUGGCUCAGCUGCUGAACCAGCAGUAUGCAGUGAAUAGACUUUUAGCCCAGCAGUCCUUAAACCAACAAUACUUGAACCACCCUCCCCCUGUCAGUAGAUCUAUGAAUAAGCCUUUGGAGCAACAGGUUUCAACCAACACAGAGGUGUCUUCCGAAAUCUACCAGUGGGUACGCGAUGAACUGAAACGAGCAGGAAUCUCCCAGGCAGUAUUUGCACGUGUGGCUUUUAACAGAACUCAGGGCUUGCUUUCAGAAAUUCUCCGAAAGGAAGAGGACCCCAAGACUGCAUCCCAGUCUUUGCUGGUAAAUCUUCGGGCUAUGCAGAAUUUCUUGCAGUUACCAGAAGCUGAAAGAGAUCGAAUUUACCAGGAUGAAAGGGAAAGGAGCUUGAAUGCAGCCUCGGCCAUGGGUCCUGCCCCCCUGAUAAGCACACCGCCCAGCCGCCCUCCCCAGGUGAAAACAGCUACUAUUGCCACUGAGAGGAAUGGGAAGCCAGAGAACAAUACCAUGAACAUUAAUGCUUCCAUUUAUGAUGAGAUUCAGCAGGAAAUGAAGCGCGCUAAAGUGUCCCAAGCACUGUUUGCGAAGGUCGCAGCAACCAAGAGCCAGGGGUGGCUGUGUGAGCUGUUACGCUGGAAAGAAGAUCCUUCUCCAGAAAACAGGACCCUGUGGGAGAACCUCUCCAUGAUCCGAAGGUUCCUCAGUCUUCCCCAGCAAGAACGCGAUGCCAUAUAUGAACAGGAGAGCAACGCGGUACAUCACCAUGGCGACAGGCCGCCCCACAUCAUCCACGUUCCAGCAGAGCAGAUUCAGAGCCCCUCUCCCACCACCCUUGGGAAAGGAGAGUCUAGAGGCGUUUUCUUGCCAGGCCUGCUGACCCCUGCACCGUGGCUCAGUGCUGCUCCUCAGCAGCUGCAGCCGCAGCCCCAGCACGACACCCGCCAGAAGACGCGGCCGCGCACAAAGAUCUCCGUGGAGGCCCUGGGGAUCCUCCAGAGUUUCAUCCAAGACGUCGGCCUGUACCCGGACGAGGAGGCCAUCCAGACUCUGUCCGCCCAGCUGGACCUGCCCAAGUUCACCAUCAUCAAGUUCUUUCAGAACCAGCGGUACUAUCUCAAGCACCACGGCAAACUGAAGGACAACUCCGGCCUGGAGGUGGACGUGGCCGAAUACAAAGAGGAGGAGCUGCUUAAGGAUUUAGAAGAGGGUGUGCAAGACAAAAACGCUAACACCCUUUUCUCGGUGAAGCUGGAGGACGAGCUGGCGGUGGAAGGGAACACAGACAUUAACGCCGACUUGAAAGACUGAGACAUCAAGUAUUAUUUUCAUUCAACAGUGCCACUGGUAUUUACUAACACAAUGAAAAUCCACCUGUAUGCGCUCAGAAACCUUUGUUGUUCAUGGUUUGGCCAAUGAAUCUUCAGAAACUUGCACAAACAGGAAAGUUGAGAAGGGAUAAUGCAGACUGCACUAAAUGUUUUACUCUGAUUUACAAACUGCUCGGCAGCCCCAGGUGAAGCAUUGAGGAUUGUUUGGUAUUAAAAGUUCAGAUUUGUGUUCUCGGGAACGCACCGAGGUGUGUACCCCCGUCAGCAUGAUACCAGUGAUUUUUUUAAAAAAAAAUUAUUAUUAUUCUGGAGCCUCAAACAAGCAUUAUAACUUCUGUGAUUAUGAUUUCCUUCCUUUCAUUAUUUCUGUAACACUCCACACUGAUCUUUGGAAACUCGCCCCUUAUUUUAAAAGAAAAAAAAAAGAGUUUGUUACUCUAUUGUAUGUUACAAAAGAACUAUAGACUGUGGAAUGCAGUUUAAAGAUGACAUAUGCCAACAAAUGCCUUGUAUUAUAUGGCACUGCCGUAAUUCAAAUUUGUUUUUAUUUUGGAAAUAAAAGUUCACUGUAAUUUUUUUUUCAUUCUCAUUGUUACAUGAUUUUUUUUUAAUGAAAAGAAAAUGUGAAACACAGUUUAGUCCUCAUUAUUUAUUUGUAGAUCCUGCAGCAUCAUGUUGUAAUUAAUUUUUUGGAAGUUUCCGUUAAAUGUAAUAUUGCUUCUCUUGUUACCAUACUGAUUCUUUUCUAUUUAUAAAUGUAUUUUGAUGGGCAGUAAAACAAAGUGUCUUAAAAGUUUUAAAUAGAGAAAAUGUGCUUUACACAGUUGCCUAUAAAAAGUGCUCUAUGUUAUCCAAGCAAUUCAUACUAUAAGCUUCACUCUUAUUGUUGUAUGCAAUUUUUACUAUCAUGCAAAUAAGCUUAGGUAAAUAAAACUAAUAGAUCACCUUAGAAAAUUAUGCAAUUAAUGUGAAAAUAAUUGAUGUUUGCAAUGUGUCUUCCUUUGGUUUACAAUCAAUUUUAAAGCUACAUCUGUAUAAAAUUUCUGUAUAAAGGUGUAUUUCUUUUUUAUGAGUUUAUGGCUAUGAAAACACCAGCUAUUUUGUUACAGCUGGCUGUUUUUAUAAGUGUAUCACAAUUUUCUUUAUGCAGAAAUAUUCUGAUUAGGAAGUGGUUAUUGACUGUAACUACACAAUUAAAAUUGUUUGUAUGGUAUGACAUGGUAGGGUUUGUCUGCUUAUGUGGAGUAACUAUCCAGAGUCAAAGGUGGUCCUCUCGGUUAGGUGCAUGUUCAUACUUUCUUGAUGAUAUUUUACUGAUUCUUAAAAGAGCAAUUGAAAAGAAAAGUCACUCGAAAUGCUGUAAAUUUAGAUCACAAACACAUGCUCCUUUUUAAAGUUUAACUAUGAAGAUCAUAACCUGUUUGGGGUUAACAUUUUGCUUAAUAAACAGAUAGCAGGAUGGUCUAAAGACUCACUGGCAAAAACAUAAUUCCAGCCUCUAGCAGUUAUGUGCUUAGAAAGUGGAUUCAUCUGCAUUUAUUCCACAGUACUUUACUUAUGGCAACGCUUUUUUUUAAGCUAAUGUACACAUAUUUUUAAAGGCCAUUAAUAACAAAAUAAGUAAGGAAAAGGGGACCUUUUGUAUAAAUAUUCCUUAAUAAGCAACGUAUUUUUUAAAAGUUAUAAAUGGAAUAUACAUUAACUCGGUUCAUGCAGAAAAUAUGAAUAACACACCUGGAAUUUAAACACAAUUUUCAAGAUACAAAAUUAGGGUGUGCUAAUGGUCAUGGGAAGGUUGGAGGCCAGUGUUGCAGUUUUUGAUUAUUUUCUUUUUCUAUUCACUUUAUAUCUUGCUUCCUUUUUUUAAGGUUUCCUCGAUGUUAAUAGGGGGUAUCCGAAUUCCUUCAAACUUGGUUCUGAAAUGGCCCAUUCUUUUCCUGCCAGUGCCCUAGGCCAUGAUAAGCUCAUUGGUAGUCAACUGGGUUGCUUUAGUGUUGAGCUUUUACUUAGGAUACUGAAAUGGGAUCAUUGAAAACUCCGAAUUCAGUUUUCAAAAGUACUAUUUACUUUUAAAGCACAGCUGAACUACUAUGAAGGCAGCUGGUUUGCUGCAGACUUAAAAUUGAUUGAAAAGUUUUCAGAUCUUUUAUUAAGUGAGGAAACUUAAACAUUCUUGCUCCCUAGAGUUUAGGAAAUAAUUUGAGCAAAAGGAAUUUGAAUUAGAAUAGACAUAAGAUUUCAUGUAUUAAAAAUAAGACAAAUAGACACUAGUAUACUAUGAAGUUUUUAAGAAAGCUCUAUCUUCCUCUUUUUUCAUAUGUUAAAAUUUAGAACAGAGAGACUUUUUUUUUUUUAACCAGCCCAACAUUUAACAGAUGUCAGAGGUAUGAAAUUUAAUUUUGGGAGGGAAAGGAGAAAUUGGAUUGCAAAUAUGAUUUUCCCAUUCCCAAUAAUCUAACUUAUGCAAUAACUUUCUCAAGGAAUUGAUGAGUGUGUGUAAGAAAUCAACAAUACUAACAAAAUUCUUAGGCCCUUUAAUCUUGGCAGCCCUAAUUCUGCUAAUAGGACAUUUUAAUACCCUCCCCACCCCCCAAAAAUAGCACAUGUCAGUAAACAAUUAUGGUCAUGAUGGAGUGAGUACAAUUGUUUUCAGGAAAGAUGGCAUGACUUGGAAAAGAUCUGUCUGGGUGAUCUUCCACAUUGCUCCCCCAAUGCCACCUAUCGCUCGCUCACACCAGUCCUAUUGCUGGCGGCUAUGGUACAAUUCCUUGAACAAGCUUCAUCGUGUCCAAGUUUAUCAGAGACUUUAAAAGCGGGGCAUGACAUAGCGCUUCGUGCUGUGAAGACCUUAGCAGAGUCAGGUAGUUUACGGGUAAUAUUCAACCUUGCGCAUCUGAAUCUGUCAUGGAUUCCUCCCCUCAGCACUUUGCCACUAAUUUGUAUUACACUCUGUGGCCAUAUAAUACUUGCACAUUAUGCAAAAAAUAAUGUUGAUAGUAUCUCCUUGGCACAAAAUAUGCAGAGUUGACACGUAACCUUUGACAACCAAGGUAACUAAUAUGUAUGCGUGCCCUAGUUGUGUGGCACUUGGUUACAAAGUCUGUUCAUACUAUGUAUAAAGUGUGUAUAGAUUAACAUUUAGCCCCAAUGAAUUCUGAGCUUAAAAGAAGUGUGUCUUUUUAUAAGUAGUGCUAUCUCUAUCUAUGUUUAUCUAAAAUAUAUAGCUUGAGUAGAAAACAUUUUUAAAUGGUUCCAGAUUGAGUAAAAAUGACAAUCCCAUACAUUCCAUUAUGAAAGUCUGCCCUAUUCCCUAUUGUUAUCAUCAGCCAAUUUUAAGUCCUUGAAUGUCACAAUGUUAUCAAUAAAUGAGCUGUUCUGAACUGCCUGGUGAUAUUUUCAAAGAGAGCAAUUAAAAUGUAUAAACCCUAUUAAAUAACCUAUAGAGAAAGGACUACUAUGUUAAAACAAGCCAGCAAUUUGCAUGGUAGGUGGAAAUCAAUGGAGGUCCAAAAACAUUAAUCAUAUCUAAAAUAUCAGAAGAUAUUGAUGCUAUAGUUUACCUUACAAAUAAAUAUUUUUUACUGUUGAAGGGGGUGUAUUAUGGAUUUGGUGUUUCUUCUGGGGCAAUCCUUUUCAUGUAAAUACUAUUUGCAUGUUUUUUGACAAAGGCUAAGCUACAAUCUAUUAACACACGUUUUUGAUGAAAAUAUACAGUGCCCUUAUUUAAAAAAUGUGGUGGAAGGUGUAUGUCCAGAAUACGAUCCCUGUUUCUGAUACCAAAUGUUAAAUAAAUAGUUUGGAAUUACUGUUUAAAA
This is a messenger RNA of Myotis brandtii (Brandt's bat), 7607 nucleotides long. RefSeq names its product SATB homeobox 1 (gene SATB1). Gene Ontology annotation, biological process: chromatin remodeling; regulation of transcription by RNA polymerase II. The record is from RefSeq and is a predicted model, not a curated record. Gene Ontology annotation, molecular function: DNA-binding transcription factor activity, RNA polymerase II-specific; RNA polymerase II cis-regulatory region sequence-specific DNA binding. Lineage: Eukaryota; Metazoa; Chordata; Mammalia; Chiroptera; Vespertilionidae. Bases 1499 to 3772 code for a protein of 757 amino acids. The transcript is spliced from 13 exons.